This is a messenger RNA of Periophthalmus magnuspinnatus, 3754 nucleotides long. RefSeq names its product apoptosis-stimulating of p53 protein 2-like. Gene Ontology annotation, cellular component: nucleus. Gene Ontology annotation, molecular function: p53 binding. Lineage: Eukaryota; Metazoa; Chordata; Actinopteri; Gobiiformes; Gobiidae. The record is from RefSeq and is a predicted model, not a curated record. Gene Ontology annotation, biological process: signal transduction; regulation of apoptotic process. The coding region runs from base 206 to 3547 and encodes 1113 amino acids. The transcript has 21 exons.
GUCACUCUGGGAUCGGCCGUGCACAGGCGAGCACCGCCGACAGCUACGCUCUUUUGGCAAUAAUCUGCUCGUCCCAGGACGGGACCCCGCAGCGAAGCGAGUGUAGUGUUCUUCCCGUCGCGGCUUUAGGAUCUGGGAUUAUCGAGCUCCAGAGCCCAGCCGCUUUCGUCGAAACUGUCGUGGAUUCAUGCUGAGGGCGAGCUAAAUGCGGUACGAAGCUAAAAUGAUGCCGAUGUUCCUGACCGUGUACCUCAGUAACAAUGACCAGCACUUCACUGAGGUCCCCGUCACCCCGGAGACGCUGUGCCGCGACGUGGUGGAGCUGUGCAAAGAGCCGGGCGAGAUGGACUGCCACCUGGCCGAGGUGUGGAGAGGGUCUGAGCGUUCAGUAGGUGAUGGAGAGAGGAUGCUGGACGUGCUGCAGAGGUGGGGGCAGCACCGAGCCGAAGUGCGAUUCUUCCUGCGUCACAACCGGGCCCCCAGCCGAGAGUCAGGAGGUUCCAGAGGUUCCGAGCCUAAACGAAACGGCGUCAAAGGUCCACCAGAUAGAAGGAUGGAAAAUGGGGUUGGCACCCCUCGGAUGGACAUGACUCUGGCCGAACUGCAAGAAAUGGCGGCACGGCAGCAGCAGCAAAUCGAAGCCCAACAGCAGCUGCUGGCAUCUAAGGAGCAGCGUCUGCGGUACCUGAAGCAGCAGGAGCAGAGGCAGCAGCAGCAGGCCUCGGAGCAGGAGAAGCUCCAGCGCCUCCGAGAGAACAUCGAGAACCAGGAGAGCAGGCUCAAGAAGGUCCGGGCCCUCAAGGGACAAGUGGAGCAGAAACGCCUCAGCAACGGCAAGCUAGUGGAAGAGAUCGAGCAGAUGAACAGUCUGUUCCAGCAGAAACAAAGGGAGCUUGUUCUGGCUGCGUCUAAGGUAGAGGAGCUGAGCCGGCAGCUGGAGCUCCUCAAAAGUGGCAAAAUGGAGAGCUUCCAUGACAACCAGUCAUCUGUUGUCGAGCUCGACCGCCUCUACAAGGAGCUGCAGCUGAGGAACAAACUCAACCAGGAUCAGAACUCAAAGCUGCUGCAGCAGAGGGAGAGUCUGAACAAACGUAACCUGGAGGUGGCGGCCAUGGACAAGAGGAUCACCGAGCUGAGGGACAGACUGUACAAGAAGAAGGCCGCGCUGCAACAGAAGGAGAACCUACCUCCUCAGAAGCGUCUCAACACAGAUCUCCCACACACCAACAAUGGCUAUCCUGGUAGAGAGAGGGCAGCAAAAGACUCUCAUCUGCAGUUGCCCUCUGAAGGCCAAAGCGCGCAGCAGUCUGGGCCCUCUCGUGUGGCUGCGGUGGGCCCGUACAUCCAGUCCUCCACGAUGCCCCGGGGACCCGUGAGGAGUGACCUGCUGGUGAAGCCCGCUUACCCCGACGGCACGGCCACACUGCCCACACACGACCUGCAGGGCAAAGCUGGCACUGGAUCAUCAAAGUUGGGAGAGUGGAGUCCCUCUGGCCCUGAUUCCAAUUCUAUUAGCAGUCAUGGUUCCUCAUCCACAUUGCCCCGGAUGCCCUCCCACAGCAGCUCCAUGGCAGAACAAGAUGACGGAGAGCUGAAGAGGGACAAGAAGCCGCGGCCAUCCUCCAUGUUUGAGCCCACAGACUUACAGGCCAACUCCCUCCGCAAGAACCAGAGCAGUGACGACCUGGUCCGCGAUGCACAGUCCUCAUCCAAGCCAGUCAAGGUGCCUCCUCCGGUCGCUUCCAAACCUGUCCUCCCGUAUGGCAAGCCGGCACUGCACACUGGCACCUUCCCCAAAACCAAGUCCCACGGCCAGCCACCCCACCCGGGCCCAGGCCGCCCCCCGCUACCCCCCUCCCAGAGCCAGACCCUGCCCCUCCCCUCCAAACAGGACACACCCCCAGCAGCCACGGUCCGCCCCUUCACCCCAGAGCUCCCCAAGGACAACAGGCUAGGCAAACCACAGACCCUCGAUGCCAACUCCAUCUACUCCAUGUACACGCAGCAGUCCGGCAUCCAGGGGGCACUAAACCGGGCGCAGGGCCGCACCAAUGGGUUCACCAGUGUGUAUGGCAAACCAGUCAUGAGCUCCCAGCAGCAUCCCGAAAACCCGUACAUGGACCGCCGCUCGCCCACUGAGAACGAGGUGGACCACAGCAACGGCUCCGGUCCCACCCAGGCACCUGCCCACCCCGAGACCGAGCGCAUCCCCCGCCCCCUCAGCCCCACCAAGCUCCUCCCCUUUAUCUCCAACCCGUACCGCCACCAGAGCGAUGGCGAUCUGGAAGCCCUGCGCAAAAAACUCUACAACGCCCCGAGACCUUUGAAGAAACGCAGCUCCAUAACUGAACCAGAAGGACCAGCCGGACCUAAUAUCCAAAAACUGCUGUAUCAGAAGACUACUUUAGCUGCGAUGGAAACGACAGUUACUCCAACUACUCCUGCUUUCGCACUAGAUCCAGAGAAGGUGCCGGAAAACGCUUCAAUCCCCGUGACAAAUGACGUUAGCCAACCAGAGCAAGCCGAAGAAGUCCCACCUAUUGAACCGGUAGUGGUGCAACCAGAACCAAUCAGCAAUCUGCCCUUGGUAGUAGUAGGAAGUGAGGAAAUAAUACCACCACCACCACCGAGUCACCCAGCGCCCAGGCCAGAGGAUGUAACCUUCCCCCCGCCUCCGCCCUCGACUGGUGGGGAGGAGUUGCAGGUGCAGGUGCCCAGUAUGCCCCCUCCUCCACCUCCAGAGGGCUUCCCAGAGGAGUUCCCGCCCUACCCGCCUCCGCCCUAUCCCAGUGGGGCUGAGCAGGACAGUCUGAACGAGGAGAGCAUGAAGGCACCAGAGGUCACGGGACAAGUCACUCUGCCACCGGGAAAGAGGACCAACCUGCGGAAACCAGGAUCUGAGCGCAUAGACCACGCAAUGAGGGUCAAGUUUAACCCUCUGGCCCUGCUGCUGGACUCCUCGCUGGAGGGAGAGUUUGACCUGGUCCAGAGAAUCAUUUAUGAAGUGGAAGAUCCCAGCCAGCCCAACGAUGAGGGCAUCACAGCUCUACACAAUGCGGUCUGUGCAGGUCAUACUGAGAUUGUAAAGUUCCUGGUUCAGUUUGGGGUCAAUGUGAACGCGGCUGAUAGUGACGGAUGGACGCCCCUUCACUGUGCGGCCUCCUGUAAUAACGUGCAGGUGUGUAAGUUCCUGGUGGAGUCUGGAGCGGCCGUGUUCGCCAUGACCUACAGUGACAUGCAGACGGCAGCGGACAAGUGUGAGGAGAUGGAGGAGGGAUACACCCAGUGCUCCCAGUUCCUCUAUGGUGUGCAGGAGAAGAUGGGCAUCAUGAACCGCGGCGUGGUGUACGGCCUGUGGGACUACAGCAGUGAAAACCCAGACGAGCUGUCCUUCAGAGAGGGAGACUGUAUGACCAUUCUGCGCAGAGAGGACGAGGACGAGAUCGAGUGGUGGUGGGCGCGCAUGGGAGACCACGAGGGCUACAUCCCACGCAACCUCCUGGGGCUCUACCCCAGGAUAAAACCACGACAGCGGAGCCUGGCCUGAGCCACCUACAACCUGCACAUUCCUACUGACGAGAACUGUCCGAAAUGUAUACAGAAACCCCCACCCCAAACACACUUUAACAGACUGUGGACCACAAAUGAAGGACUUAUGAAGGAUACGUGGACCUUUGAGCCCAGCCGGCACUUUUUUUUUUCUUGUCUCUACAACAUUAUUUCACAACUCCACCAUUUUUGUAAUUAUCAAAAA